This is a messenger RNA of Bursaphelenchus xylophilus (pine wood nematode), 536 nucleotides long. The record is from the annotation of a GenBank genome assembly. Lineage: Eukaryota; Metazoa; Nematoda; Chromadorea; Rhabditida; Aphelenchoididae.
AUGUAUAAUAAUUUGGACAAUCUUAUGCCUGGAGGCAACAGAAAACAGAUGGCGGUAGGUGAACGUCCUCAGGACAUCUGUGGUUAUUAAUUAUUAUGGGCCCUCUCAGACUUUAGACAUAUCUGAAAUAAAUACCUCUUAAUGAAUAAAUCAGCCGGUCUGCUUAGUGGUUGAGUAUAGUAUAUUGUAUUAAGCCCAAAGAGAAGGCAUACUUUUACAGUUUGUAUGACAUCAGAUGGAAUAUUAUUCGUCUUGAUAUCUUUAGUUUGGCAACUGUUUAUAUGACACUCGAGACGAAACCAGAUCCCCGGCCCUGCUCCAAUUUGCCCUGGAUAUAGCCCUUGAACCACUUUAACCUUCAAUUUCAGCCAUUCGAUGCAAAAUGUUUCGUUUUCGUCCGCCUUUCCCAUGGAUUCCGCAUUUCCCACGAUCUCGACCGAAGAGCUCAGAGAGCGUCGGAUCCUGAUGUUCGGCUGGUUUCUCCUGUUCCUCUGGAUCAGCUCGGUGAUCUACAUGACCAGAGAAUUCUUCUUUAA